ACGUCCGUUACGUUUGGCAGACACGCGCAAUGAUAGCCGGAAGCGCCGAUGGGAGGAAAAUAAAAAUCGAUGAAAUCUACUGUAAUUCGCGAGUGUAAACCUCUCACUUGGUGUCCUUUUCGCGACCGUAAGCUCGAAUCUGUUGGCCGCUCACGCUGCCACUGUGCCGGAGGGGACGGCAGCGAGCUGAGGAGCUGCUGCUUUUGAACGAAGUUGCUCGGUAGGGGUUUAGCUGACGUGUGGAGAAGUUGAGACUGCCAGAGAGCAGAUAAACAAACAUAAACAAGCAGGGAUCAGCUGAGCGCCAGCCCGAACCGAACCAGCAACACGAAGAGAUGUCAGGGAGGACCAGUUUCCUCUUUUGAGCCCAAGAAUGAUCCACAGGAGACCGUGACUUACACUGAUACUAGCUCCAUGUCAACUGUCAACACUGGCACACAAAGAAUUUCGGAAACACAACACGAGGACCAGCCAUAGGCUUUAGCAGCAGAUCCACUGCUCCUGUCACUUUGUCAAGACAUAGCCAGGCCAGCAUGGACAGCCAAUGAGUUUACCUUCCAGUUUUCAGCUGUAACGAAACGAAUACACAUUACAGUGCAAGGAGAGAGUAUCCCCCUCCUUACCUUUCACCUGGCCACUGGUGUCAGAAGUGGGAUUACCAUGGCCCACCAGGCAACCCCUAGUUCCCAGAAGGCCCUGAUGAUGGAGCUGAAGUCUCUGCAGGAGCAGCCGGUGGAGGGUUUCCGCAUCACUCUGGUGGAGGAGUCUGACCUCUACAACUGGGAGGUGGCCAUCUUCGGGCCCCCAAACACCCUGUAUGAGGGAGGCUACUUUAAGGCUCACAUCAAGUUUCCAGUUGACUACCCGUACUCCCCGCCAACCUUCCGCUUCCUCACCAAGAUGUGGCACCCCAACAUCUACGAGAAUGGAGAUGUGUGCAUCUCCAUCCUGCACCCUCCUGUUGAUGAUCCUCAGAGCGGCGAGUUACCCUCUGAAAGGUGGAACCCCACCCAGAACGUCAGGACUAUUCUGCUUAGUGUAAUCUCUCUGCUCAAUGAGCCCAACACCUUCUCCCCGGCCAACGUGGAUGCCUCCGUCAUGUUUCGCAAAUGGAGGGACAGCAAAGGCAAAGACAAGGAGUAUGCAGAGAUUAUCAGGAAGCAGGUGUUGUCAACAGCGGCGGAGGCAGAGCGUGAUGGUGUCAAGGUACCAACCACGUUGGCAGAGUACUGCGUCCAGACCAGAGUUCCCUCCCAGGACAGCAGUUCAGAUCUCCUAUAUGAUGACCUCUAUGACGACGACAUGGAGGAGGAGGACGAGGAGGAGGACGAGAGCGAGAUGGAGUCCGUAGGGGAAGCCGGGGGCAUCAGCGCCGCGGAGGACGGCGGGACGUCCACCAGACGUUAUGACAACCAGGACGACUCUGGCAACGAAGACUCAUGAUGAUCUGGAUGAUAACUCCUCCCUGCCAACUCCCCACCCACUCCACCACCCUCCUUAUUUUCUGUUACAUUUUCAGUGUGUGUGUGUGUGUGUGUUUGCACAUACAGUGGGGGUCAAAGGUCUACUGCCAAAAACGUUUCAUCAUUUAUUAAACUAAUACCAAUGAUUGGUCACGUAAUAGUAAUAUAACAGGUUUUUAGCAAAGGUUUGUUGGUACUGUUUUCACUGAAAGUCAGAAUUUCGUGUUUCCACCGUUUGCCUUAAUUACAGCUUCCGCUCUGUCUAGCAUCAGAUGUUCUUCAGAGUUUGAGAAUUUAAAUUAUUAUUCCAGCACUUGUUGAGAGUACCCCUGAGUGUUUUUGAUGUUUUAUUACGUUUCACAUUUUUAAAUGUGCCCCAUUGAUGAGGCUGAGGACCCAUCCUCUUUCACACUACUUUAAAUAAGAGUGAUAUUACUCUAUGGGUCAGUGUGAUUUACCAAGUGCAAGUUACUGACUCCAGACAAGGCAAAACAUCCCCACACCCGAAUAUUUCUGUCAACAUGUUUAGUUUUUAGACCUUGUCCUAUUACUCUUUCAUGCAAGCAGCGCCUUACACAUUGUACUGUAAGUUGUUUGGCUGCAACUAUGAAGUUUCCUCAACUUUUUAACAAUGACAUUUCAGUAUUGUUCAACCUCUGCCAAACCAUUAGACUUGUUUUGCCAUUAAAGAAGUGGUUUGGUACCUGC
Messenger RNA from Larimichthys crocea (large yellow croaker), 2171 nucleotides. It is a transcript of the gene ube2r2, whose product is annotated as ubiquitin-conjugating enzyme E2R 2. Lineage: Eukaryota; Metazoa; Chordata; Actinopteri; Sciaenidae. The coding region runs from base 661 to 1443 and encodes 260 amino acids. The record is from RefSeq and is a predicted model, not a curated record. The transcript is spliced from 6 exons.